Molecule: messenger RNA, 1531 nt
Organism: Paramecium pentaurelia
Lineage: Eukaryota; Ciliophora; Oligohymenophorea; Peniculida; Parameciidae
Source: the annotation of a GenBank genome assembly
AAUGAAGUUAGAAUUAGAUUAAAAAAAUAAAUAUUUAGAAUAAAUUAUAAGUCUCAAAUAAGAACGUUAUCAUCAUAAUCGAAAAGAAUUACUGUAUCAUAAAUUAUAAAAUAUAGAGUAAUAAUUACAUAAAUGGAAUCAGACUCGUAAAAACAUUGAAUUGUAAACUGAUUUUCCUAAUUCUAGCAUAAAAAAGGCAAAACAAUAAUAUUUGUGUGAGUAUUACAAUUCACAACUAUCCUCAAAGCCUAUUUAAACUAGAUAAACUUAAUAUAAGAAUACUAGUUUUCAUGAUUUUCAAUAAACAAAAACCUAUGUCAGAAAUGCUUAAUCUUAACCAAGAAAACAAUCCUUUUUCAAUAUCCAAUAUCAAAAGAAAAUUAACGAAGUAAUUAUAUUAUGCUAUCUUUUUUUAGAUUGAAAAAAGAGUACAUGUCAUGUAAAGAAAACUCAAAUUAGGUAACUUGGAUUCACAAGUAUCCAAUUCCUUUUAAAUACUUAUUUAAGAUUAUUCCUAAUGAUUAUCCUACAUUAACUUAUAUUUCAUAAAUAUUUAUUUUUAAAUAAAACUGCAAAUCCUUCUUACCCAAAACUAUGAUUUCAGCUCACCUUCAUGUAUACUUUAUUAAUAAUAAACAUCAUUAGGUCGGAUAAUCAUAACCCCAUACAUCAGAAGCUCCAGUCUUAUAAUUCUUGGGUAAAUCUAAGAAGCGUAAACGUCGUUCACUUGACACCAACGAUUGGAUUUCUUUACACGACCACAAAAUUAAAGGCAAUUCCCAUACCUAAUACCUCAUUAGACUUAAAGUCGACAAUGUUGUAUGGUCUUUCUGGACUAGAUAUAGUAUGUUAUCUGAGCUCCAUUAAACCCUUGAUGAAGUGAUCAAGUCUCAAUUACCCACUUUCCCAGAAAAAAGACUCUUUGGUAAUCUUAAUCCCAAUUUCAUUUAAACCAGAAAAUCAUAACUUGAUAUCUAUCUUUAGGUUCUUAACCAAUCUCUUAUAUAUUUAGGCCCUCUUUAAAGAUCCUUAUGUACGUGAUUCCAAAGUAUUUUAAGACUUCAUUACGAAUUCCAAAUAAAAAGCCUUCAAAAAAGCUGACCUUGAUUCCCUUCAUCGAUUUAAAUUGGAUGUUUGAAAUAUAUAUAAAAUUAGAGUAUUAAUGUUUUUAUUGCUUCUCUUAGCAUUUGUCCAUCCAAUACCAAUUUCAGAUCAAAUUUAACCUACCUUCCUCAAUAAUCUUGACAUAUAAGAAGCCAGUAAACCUAUUUAAACCAAGUAAGUAUUUUUAUUAGAAAUUGCGGAUUUUUUUUAAGGAACACCUUUCUAUAAUUUUCUAGGUUAUUUUACAUUUCUUAUUUAUUUAGACUUAGAAAAUAAGGACAAUUAAACCAAAAGAAUAGUAAUUGCCACUGUUUUGUCAAUUUUUCUGAUAGUCGUUUUGUGCGUGAUUAUCUAAUUCAUAUUGGAUAUAGCCAAACAAUCCAACAUUUAAUUAAGUAUUGAAAAGAAGUCAAACUUGUCUGAUUGA